AGACAACAACGUUCCUGAGUUCUAAGGAGAGAUGGGCAACUUUCAUGUAAGUAAUAAUAAUAAUAUAAUAAUAAUAUCUUUAUUAAUCUUCCCCCUUCCCUUUUGCCCAUUUAGCCUUGUUCACUAUGGGGGUCCAAAGAUCCAGUUUUUUCAUGUCUGCAACCUACAGACAUAUGCGAAAGGGACCCGUUUUAAUCAGCCAGUGCUAUUUUUCUAGAAAAAGGGGUGUCAGAACUGGCCUGAACGCCUCCCUGCUCUUUCAUAAUGGCAAUGGCGCCCACCUGAGAGGUGACAGAACUGAGUUCCUGUGAGUUCCGGCUGAGGGGGGAAAGCAUUGGAUUCAGCCAAAGAUAUGCCAUCAUCCCAAACUGGCUGAGCCAGGCCAGUAUAAACCUCCCAAGGGGAAUGUUCAGGGGUGGCGGGACUUAGCCUAGGUCCUAAGCCUGUUUUGCUUGGUCACUUGACCUGCCCAUCUGGCACUGAAGACUACAGUGGUACCUCUGGUUAUGAACUUAAUUCGUUCCGGAGGUCUGUUCUUAACCUGAAACCGUUCUUUUUUCUUUCUUUUUUUCAAAUUUUUAAAUUGAUUUUCCACAUUUAUGACAAAAAGAAAAAAAGAAAACCAGUUACAAUACAAUAAACUAAACAAUAAACUAAACACAAAGAAAAUUUGUUUUUUAAAAUAUCUAAUUCCUUGUUACAUUGACAACUGACUUCCUCAAAUCCCCUCUAACUGAAUUUCAUUGUAUCACCUGCGUAACAGUUCUCCAAAAUCAUAUUUCUGAUAAAAUCAACUCUUUUCAUUUACUAUCCUCUUCUGUGUUUUAUUAACAUUCUAAUCCUUAAUAUUUACUACCACAUAUUCUUAUUCUACCCCUAAGCCUAUUUACUACUUCCAAGAAUUUUCUAUUUAUCUUAUAUUACAAUAUUUAGCUAAAUAUUAUUUAAAUUCCUUCCAAUCCUCUUGUAUCUCUUCUUCUUUCUGGUCACAGAUUCUUCCAGUCAGGUCAGCCAGCUCCAAAAAAUCCAACAUCUUAACCUGAAACUGUUCUUAACCUGAGGUACCACUUUAGCUAAUAGGGCGUCCCACAGCUGCCACGCGAUUUCUGUUCUCAUCCUGGGGCAAAGUUCUUAACCCGAGGUACUACUUCUGGGUUAGGAGAGUCUGUAACCUGAAGUAUUUGUGACCCGAGGUGUUUGUAACCCAAGGUACCACUGUAUUUUAAAGUCUUGUUUUCUGUCUGCCAGGCUGAACUGGGUUUGGAUCUGGUGUAACUUUGCCGGUUUGCUUAUGCCACCUUCUCAUGCAUCCCAAAAGGCAAUUUUGGUUCUUCUUUUGAAGCUCUCUUGGCUUCUUGGAGUUACCACAAGAGGGAAUAAAAAAAGGGGAAUCAGAAAAUGAUAUUAAUGCAGAGGGUUGCUUCUUAACAUUGCAUUGUAAACAAUCUAGACUUUUAUGAAUUCUGAACGUUCAAACUAUGCAAAAGUCAAGUCUAUUGGAGUUUGGUAAAUGGUUUAUUAAGGGUGGGGUCAGUAUGGGCACACAGAUUAUCUGGACCAUUUCUGGAGGAAUAGUUGACAUGGGGAUUAGCUGAAAGCUGAAGAAAAGCCUUGUGGAUUCAGAGCAAAAGCUUUAUCUAGAACAGCAACCUGUUCUCACAGUGGCCAACCAGAUGCCAAGCAGAACCUCAGCUGGUGGGCAUAGUUGCGUCAAGGGUGGGAUUAAGGGACACAGUUUGGCCUCCAAUACACACAUUUCCUGUACACAUAGAGAGGGAAUGAAUGGGUGAAUGGGACUACAGUCAAACUAGGAAAAAUGCCAGGAGAUACGGGUCCCGAGGUCUAAACCACUGAGCCUCUUGGGCUUGCCAUCAGAUGGUUGGCGGUUUGAAUCCCCGCGACAGGGUGAGCUCCCGUUGCUCUGUCCCAGCUCCUGCCAACCUAGCAGUUUGAAAGCACACCAGUGCAAGUAGAUAAAUAGGUACCGCUCCGGUGGGAAGGUAAACGGCGUUUCCAUGCGCUCUGGCUUCCAUCACGGUGUUCCAUUGCACCAGAAGCGGUUUAGUCCUGCUGGCCACAUGACCCGGAUAGCUGUCUGUGGACAAACGUCGGCUCCCUUGGCCUGAAAGUGAGAUGAGCGUCACAACCCCAUAGUCACCUUUGACUGGACUUACCGUCCAGGGGUCCUUUACCUAACACCAGGAGAUCUAUUUAUAUAAACCUGAAUUUGCCCCAAUCAUGUAUAACACAGGAGAUGGGGGUCUGGUUAUUAUAGCAAAAGGGGUGUGCAUGUGAGGGGAGCCAAAUACUCCUGCAUUCAUUCCCUCACUGCCCAAGACCUUUGUCCCAGAGGAGCUCACUUCUGAUAUCAUAGUUUUAACUGAGAAGAGGGGGGAAAUCCUGGUAAGAAAAACCACCUGGAAGUAAGCCAUGGGCAGGGAGGGUCCAUACCUGAGUUGUGGAGGUCACGUUUUGCAUUCAAAAAGUCCCAGAGUUGAUCCCUGGUAUCUCCAGUUAAUAGAAAAAUGAAGCAGAGCUGAAAUCCCAGAGAGCUUCUGCCAGAAAGCACUGAGCUGGAUGGACAAAUAAUCUGUCCUGAUGUAAGGCAGUUUCCUACACAACCCUUUUUUGCUCCAGAACAGUCACCUAGCACCCACAUUUUAUACUGUGAUAAAGUUUUGCUAUAAGGCCCAUGUAAGGUAAAGGUAAAGGGACCCCUGACCAUUAGGUCCAGUCAUGGCCGACUCUGGGGUUGCGGCGCUCAUCUCGCUUUAUUGGCCGAGGGAGCCGGCGUACAGCUUCCGGGUCAUGUGGCCAGCAUGACUAAGCCGUUUCUGGUGAACCAGAGCAGCGCACGGAAACGCCGUUUACCUUCCCGCUGGAGCGGUACCUAUUUAUCUACUUGCACUUUGACGUGCUUUCAAACUGCUAGGUUGGCAGUAGCAGGGACCAAGCAACGGGAGCUCACCCCGCCGUGGGGAUUCGAACCGCCGACCUUCUGAUCGGCAAGUCCUAGGCUCUGUGGUUUAACCCAUGGCGCCACCCGCUUCCCAUAGGGCCCAUGUAGCCCCAUGUUAAUUCUGCUCUCCAGGACAAGCUGGCAAUCUUCAGAUGUUUGGACUACAACUCCUAUCAGCAUAGCCAAAAAAAACCUCCCUGAAGUCUAGAAGCUCCUAAUACAAUUAAUAAUUAAACCCAAGUCAAUGGACAAUUAAUCUUGUCAGCCUUGAUUUGCCCAAGCUAACCUUCUGCCAUCAAACUCUAUUUGUUGAAACGUAAAUGAGACAUUUGCUGUUCAAGUCUUCAGGAUUUCCUGUUCAAGUCUUCAGGAUUUCCUGGUUGACUUAUUGCCAUAGUUUCAGUCAAUAUAAUUUAUCUAGCCCAAUGCCUCUCAUUAUGAUGUGUGUGUAUGGAUGCAUGGGAUGUGUGAUUCAUCUGUUACAAGGACUCCAGAGUACAGAUCAGAGGAGAAAUUCAGUUCAUAUUUAAAGGCGAGCCUACCUAAUUCCACAUUUUCCAAAACCACAUAAGAACCACAGCACAGUCAUCUUUCAAGAUUCUCCCCAGUUUUGCCAUAGUAGCAGCCAAGUAGCGCUUACAAAAUUUCAUAAAAAGAGGGAGUUUGGAUUUGAUAUCCCGCCUUUCACUCCCUUUAAGGAGUCUCAAAGUGGCUAACAUUCUCCUUUCCCUUCCUCCCCCACAACAAACACUCUGUGAGGUGAGUGGGGCUGAGAGACUUCAAAGAAGUGUGACUGGCCCAAGGUCACCCAGCAGCUGCAUGUGAAGGAACAGGGAAGCGAACCCGGUUCACCAGAUUACGAGUCUACCGCUCUUAACCACUACACCACACUGGCUCUAAUAUAUUGAAUGCUAUUUUUCUAGGAAAAGUGGUGUCGGAGCUCACAAUAAACUUCUCCCUUGUUCUCUUAGAAUGGCAAUGGUGCCUACCUGGUAGGUUCUGGAGCUAAGCUCUGGCUGGGGGGGAAAAAAGCCCUGCAUAUAUUAGUGAAAAUAAAAUAUCUUAUUAGAGCAAACAGAUUUGCAAAAAUGUGUACAUGAGGCAAAAUCGCAUGCAAAAAAAUGUGUAUACAGUAUAAGGAGAAAUUCACACAAAAUGCAAUCUCAGGGCCUGGGAUGAUGCUAACCUACAGACAACCCUACAGGUGAGUGUUUGGGUGUCAGGUGUGGCUGGUCAGGCUCAGAAUGUGUCAGGGCAAAGGGCAACUGCAGGUGCCUUCUGGUUUAACCCUCAAAUGCCUGCUGAAAAUUUUUCUAUGCUGCCAAGCUUCUAUAGGCAACUAACACAGGGGUAGGCAACCGAAGGCCCAUGGGCCAGAUGCAGCCCAAUCACCUUCUCAAUCCGGCCUGUGGACAGUCCAGGAAUCAGCGUGUUUUUACAUGAGUAGAAUGUGUGCUUUUCUUUAAAAUGCACCUCUGGGUUAUUUGUGGGGCAUGAGAAUUCAUUCACCCCCCCCCCAAAAAAAAUAUAGUCUGGCCCACCACAUGCUCUGAGGGACAGUGGACCAGCCCACGGCUGAAAGAGGUUGCUGACCCCUGAAUUAACAGCUUUCCGUAAUAGUUGGUGGUCUUUGUAAAUUUUUCUGUAUAAAUAUUCUUGUUGUAAAGGCACCUUCAUAUUUUUAAUGGUAUAUAAAUAGAGAGAGAAAGGCAACUGUAGGGGGAGAGCAAUAUGGUCACCCCCAUCAUUUAAUGAUGUCCUCUGUUUCUUAGCCAACUAUUCGGCGCCACCACGAUUUUGAUGCCGAGCGAGAUGCCAAGAAGGUCCAUAAAGCUUGCAAAGGGAUGGGUAAGAAUCCUGCUACUUACCUUGCAUGGCAAUAAUCCCAUGCAGAGGACCAAACCCUGCCACAAAACAAGGCACUCUUGUUUAGAUGGGGGGGACAGUGGACGGGAGUGGCACUGUGAUCUAAAUCACUGAGCCUCUUGGGCUUGCUAAUCAGAAGGUUGGUGGUUCAAAUCUGCUCAACGGGCUCCUGCCAACCUAGCAGUUCGAAAGCAUACCAGUGCAAGUAGAUAAAUAGGUACCGCUGCAGUGGGAAGGUAAACAGUGUUUCCAUGCACUGCUCUGGUUUCCGUUGUGCCAGAAGCAGUUUAGUCAUGCUGGCCACAUGACCCAGAAAGCUGUCUGCAAACAAAGGCCGGCUCCCUCAACCUGAAAAGCGAGAUGAGUGCCACAACCCCAUAGUCGCCUUUGGCUGGACUUGACCGUCCAGAGGUCCAUUACCUUUUUUACCUUAACAACUCUCAGCACCCUUAACAAACUACAGCUCCCAUAAUACUUUGAGUGAAGCCAUGACUGUUUAAAGUGGUGUCACAGCAUUUUAAAUGCAUGGCAUGAAUACGACCAUUGUGAGGUUGUGGAGGACACCAGAUUGGUAGUCAACAUUUUAUGCACAUUUUCUAUAUAAAAAAUGCCAUUAGGGGAAGGAGGGAAAAUCAGUUCAGCUCACAUUUUAGUGGAAGUCUACCUAGUUGGCACUUCCCAAUGAAACUAUUAACAUCAGUCUGGAACUCUGUUAAGAUGGUGUUCAUGUACAAAUACACAGCAGUUACACAGGCUCACUUGCCUGAAUAACUGCAAAUAUUGGUAAGAUUUGAUCAAUAAGAGAAGCAGGCAUGUCAUUCACAGGAAAACUUUGCAUUCCAAGAUGCUUUGAGUAAUUUGUGGCGUAGAUGAUGAGACAUCAACUGAAUCCAUCACAACUAUUUAUGGUAAAGAUGACAAAUGUGUGGCCCUCCACACGGUUGUUGCCAGUGUUAGAUACCCUCAGAAUAGUCCCAUUGAAAUUAACCAACUCGACUUAAUUAGGCCCAUUAAUUUCAGUGGCCCUCCUCUGAGUAGCACUUAGUUGGAGGCAACCCAAGAUGUUAUUGGACCAUAAUUCCCAUCAUGCCUGACCAUUGGCCAUGCUGGCUUGGGUUGGUGGCAGUUGGAGUUCAACAACAUCUAGAGGUCUACAGAGUCCCCAUAUCUGAUUUAGGGGACACAGGUGACGCUGUGGUCUAAACCCCUGAGCCUCUUGGGCUUGCCAAUCAUAAGUUUGGCAGUUCGAAUCCGUGUGAUGGGGUGAAUACCCGUUGUCCUGUCCCAGCUCCUGCCAGCCUAGCAGUUCGAAAGCACACCAGUGCAAGUAGAUACAUAGGUACUGCUGCGGCGGGAAGGUAAACAGUGUUUCCGUGCGCUCUGGUUUCCGUCACGGUGUCCGGUUGCACCAGAAGGAGUUUGGUCAUACUACCCACAUGACCCGGAAAGCUGUCUGUGGACAAACGCCAAUUCCCUCAGCCUGAAAGUGAAGAUGAGCGCUGCACCCCAUAGUUGCCUUUGACUGGACUUAACCAUUCAGGGGUCCUUUACCUCUACCUUAUAUCUGAUUUAUGGCUAUGUGUGCAACAUCCAUUCAGUGCUAGCCCUAAACUCUCAGACUGGGAAGAAAGGGAUAACUGUCCAUUUUACAAGAAAGAUUGGUUUCAUGCUGACGUCCUCCUUUUCAUAUUUUCCAGGGACGGAUGAAAAGGUCAUUAUUGAGAUCUUGUCCAACCGUUCAUCAGACCAGAGACAGCAAAUGAAGCAGAAGUACCAAGCCAUAUAUGGCAAGGUAUUGUUGUGGGUGUAUGGCCCUUGAAAUGAAGAGAAUGUGGCCCUCGAGAGCGCAAAAGGUUCUCCACCCCUGCUGUCAGCUGUGCAUCGCAGCACCCACCCACUGUUCCCACCAAUCCUCUUCCUUUUUUAUAUAUAGUUUUUAUUAAUUUUUUCUAAUUUACAUUUCAAAGUAUCCAUUUGUUGUUGUUUAGUCAUUUAGUCAUGUCCGACUCUUCGUGACCCCAUGGACCAGAGCACACCAGGCACUUCUGUCUUCCACUGCCUCCAGCAGUUUGGUCAAACUCAUGCUGGUAGCUUCGAGAACACUGUCCAGCCAUCUCGUCCUCUGUCGUCCCCUUCUCCUUGUGCCCUCCAUCUUUCCCAAAACCAGGGUCUUUUCCAGGGAGUCUUCUCUUCUCAUGAGGUGGCCAACAACCUUAAAUGAAUGACUUCCCUUCUUCUCUUUCCACAGUUCAUUUUGCAUACCAUACAUCCCUGCAUAUUUUACAUGAACUAAACCAUUCAGUAGUCCAUAGUUACACCAUCAAAACUUAUUUACACUGUUGAAUUUAUCUUAAUGGUACCAGCGUUUUUAAAUGUACACAAUUUUCACCCAUAUAAUCAGUAAACAUUUUCCAGUCUUCUCUAAAUAUAUGUUCUUCUUGUUCUCAUAUUCUAUAUGUUAAAUUUGCAAGCUGUGUGUAUUGCAUCAGUUUAGGUUGCCAUUCUUCUUUGGUUGGGACCUCACACAUUUUCCAUUUGGGGGCUAGCAAAACAUGGGCUGCAUUAAUAGCAUACAUAAACAAUAUUUUUUGACACCUGGGAAUUUCCCUCUGAAUUAUCCCCAACAAAAAGGACUGGCUUUUUUGGAAAGGAACUUUUAAACAUUUUUUUCAAUUCAUUAUAUAUCAUUUCCCAAUACUCUUUUCACCUUUUACAAGAAGAAGAAGUAGAAGAGUUUGGAUUUAAUAUCCCGCUUUAUCACUACCCGAAGGAGUCUCAAAGUGGCUAACAUUCUCCUUUCCCUUCCUCCCCCCCAACAAACACUCUGUGAGGUGAGUGGGGCUGAGAGACUUCAGAGAAGUGUGACUGGCCCAAGGUCACCCAGCAGCUGCAUGUGGAGGAGCGGGGAAUCGAACCCAGUUCACCAGAUUACGAGUCUACUGCUCUUAACCACUACACCACACUGGCUCCCACGUAUGAUAAAAUGUACCCUCUACCUCAUUACAUCUCCAGCACUUAUUUGAUUCAGACUUAUACAUUUUAGCAAGUCCCACCGAUUCUCCUCCUGUCCUCUUGACCUGCGCAAGGUGUUCUUCGCUGUGACUUAAAGGAUGGCUUGUGAUUAUUUUUCCCCCUUGUUUUUUUUUAGGAUCUGGGGGAAGUGCUGAAAGCAGAGCUGAGUGGGGAUUUCGAAAAGACUGCCCUGGCCCUGCUGGACCAGCCGUGCGACUAUGAGGCCAGGCAGCUUCGGAAGGCAAUGAAAGGUGUGGGGACAGAUGAGUCGGUCCUGAUUGAGAUCCUGUGCACACGGGUCAACCAGGUAGGGCCAUCCGGCCUUCUGCAUCACUUUUAAAUGUCUUUUAACCAGAUAACAACGUAGAUAAAACAGCUCCUCCAGUAAAACCACCUGUGUUUUUUUUCUCUCUCUCCCAGCAAAUUUUAGCCAUAAAAGCUGCCUACCAAAGGAGUAAGUCAUGUCUUAUUUCAAGAACUCCUGCUUGAGUGAAAAGGCCCGAGCAGUCACUCUCUUCCUUUUCUUCAAAGUCUUUGACAGGGAUCUGGAAUCUGACGUCAAAAGCGAUACCAGUGGGUCAGUGAGGAAGAUACUCCUCUCUGUGUUGAAGGUGAGGAGGGGUUGGACUGUUUCUUUAUCACAGAGGGGGAGAGCCUGAGUCCUGGGGACACCUGUCUGCCAUUGGGGUACUCCUUUGCAGCAGUAAGGUAAAGGUAAAGGGACCCCUGACCAUUAGAUCCAGUCAUGACCGACUCUGGGGUUCAGGUGCUCAUCUUGCUUUAUUGGCGAGGGAGCCGACGGACAGUUUCCGGGUCAUGUGGCCAGCAUGACUAAGCCACUUCUGGUGAACCAGAGCAGCGCACGGAAAUGCAGUUUACCUUCCUGCCGGAGCAGUGCCUAUCUAUCUACUUGCACUUUGACAUGCUUUCGAACUGCUAGGUUGGCAGGAGCAGGGACCGAGCAACGGGAGUUCACUCCAUCGUGGGGAUUCAAACCACCGAUCUUCUGAUCGUCAAGUCCUAGGCUCUGUGGUUUAACCCACAGCGCCACCCUCGUCCCUCUUUUGCAGCAGGGUCACCCCCAAACUGCACUGCACGGCAGAUUGGGGGUUCAAAUUGCUGUGCCCAGCUACUAUCUCAUUCUACUUAAUGCACAUGGAUUUUCUUAUCUCCUUUGUUCCUUCAAGCUACUGCUGAAUGGGGAAAGCUCAAGGGGUGCAGAAGGCUUAUCUUAUGGGGCAAAGCAAAACUGAGGAAACAACAGGGAAAGAAUGAGAUUUGUGCGUCUUGUUUCCAGUUUUGCUUGUCAACACUCACUAGAGGGCAGCAGAAAAACUGACGCGUCUCUUUGUCAGAUGGCUUUUAAAGUUUUCAGAUUAAAGGGUGCUUAAUCUACACCAGCCAUUUUUCCAGAGCCAUCCCUGUUUGUUCACCUCCAUUCUGGAGAAUCUUGACAAUGCACACCACUGCCUGCAACACUAAAUUGUGUGCAAAUUGUUCUGUUUGGUUGUGUAUUCCCAACCCAUCUGUACUAUACAUUCAAAGCAGUAUCAUAUCACUUUAAAUAGUCAUAGCUUCUCCCAAGGAAUCCUGGGAACUGUAGUUCAUUAAGGGUGCUGAGACUUGUUAGGAGACCCUGUUCCCUUGAUAGAGCUACAAUACCUAGAGUUCCCCAGGAAAGAGGGAUUGUUAAGCCACUCUGGGAAGAGUUCACCUGCUUCAGUUUCAAUGGCAGGACUCAAUUCUGGAGCAAACAAAUAAUUUAUGGAGUUAAUUCACUCACCAGCAAGUAGUAGCUGCAGACCUGAAAUUAAGAAGAAGGGCUUUGAAAUCAGAGGGUAGAGCUGAGGAAUGCUAAAAACCAUUUCCAGUAGCCCAGGGCAGGGGGAACCUUCCAUACUAGAAGGAAAACAGCCUGUUCUUUGUUUGUCCUUUUUCUUAACUGGGUGCCAUUUCUACCCCCAGGCUAGCAGAGAUCAAGGGAUGGAGACUAACGAAAACCUGGCCCAGAAAGAUGCCAAGGAUCUCUAUGAAGUAAGCACAAUAAUGAUAUAACAUAAACAGGUGGAGCAGCUUUUAUUAUUACAGUGGUACCUUGGGUUACAUACGCUUCAGGUUACAUAUGCUUCAGGUUACAGACUCCGCUAACCCAGAAAUAGUGCUUCAGGUUAAGAACUUUGCUUCAGGAUGAGAACAGAAAUUGUGCUCUAGCGGGGCGGCGACAGCAGGAGGCCCCAUUAGCUAAAGUGGUGCUUCAGGUUAAGAACAGUUUCAGGUUAAGUACGGACCUCCGGAACGAAUUAAGUACUUAACCCGAGGUACCACUGUAUUAGGGUUCUGAAGCAAACACAGGCAGACAGCAUGGUACCCUGUUAUCAGCCUCAACACAUUGAAAUUCCAUGCUAUAGUCCCAGCUGGAUCCCCAAACUGGUGCUUCCCCAGCUGUCCAGGUGCAUUCUCUAUAGAACAAGCAACAGAGAGUACAUAUCCUCCAACAUUUCUCCGAUGAAAAUAGGGACAUCCUAUCCAUGCCCUCCAACAUUUCUCCAAUGAAAAUGUCUCCUCCAACAUUUCUCCGAUGAAAAUAAGGGCAUCGUAUCCAUGCCAUCCAACAUUUCUCCAGUGAAAAUAGAGAGGUCCUAAGGAAAAGCGGGACAUUCUGGGAUCAAAUCAGAAACUGGCACGGCUUCUGAAAAUCUGGGGCUGUCCCUGAAAAGUAGGGACACUUAGAGGGUCUCAAGAGUGUUUCUCCUUCUGACCUGUGGUUGGGUGUGGUUUGCAUUCCAGGUGCUUUGGUACAGCCAACCGCCCACCAGUUCCAAUUAAGCAAACUCUUAAUAUUCACCAUCAGCUAAAAGCUUCCUUGAGCAUUUAUCCCAUUGCUAAACUGUCCUUACAAGGAAGGAGUUGCCUCCCUUGGGGUGGCUACUGUCUAAAAAACAGAUAUGCAUCACCCAGAAAAGAGGCCAAGAGUAAGCAGUGAUCAGCAAAACGAACCAACAAACAGAAACACCUGAUAUGUGCUAACUGGUACAGAUGCAAAUUUAGAAAUAAUUAAAAUUUAAAUAGAGGAAUACAAUACAUCUAUCUCAUCAUAGCGGGGAAGCCUGUGAGGAGGUGGUCUACAUGCCUCAUCAGUCUGCUGCCCAGGUGCUAAUGGCCAAUGAGCAACUUUGAAGCUCCCGUCUUUCCUUCUCAUUGUUCUUUAUCUUUAAACUGGACUUUGAUCCUUUAAACCAGGCUUCCUCUACCUCGGCCCUCCAGAUGUUUCGAGGCUACAAUUCCCACCAUCCCUGACCACUGGUCCUGCUAGCUAGGGAUCAUGGGAGUUGUAGGCCAAAAACAUCUGGAGGGCCAAGGUUGAGGAAGCCUGCUUUAAACAGAGGGCUAGCUGUUCUCCUGUUGAAAGAGGGUCUGUGGCCAUUCUAUCUCUACCAGACAUGGGGCAGAAAUUGAUUCAGUUCGGGUUUAACUGUGAACCUACGUGAUUCACGCAUCCUGAAACAAUAUGCGGACUGAAAAACAGCCAUCCUUUGAAAUUCACGCCCCUCCAAAUUUUGCAGCCCAGUUCUCCAGCCGAGUAAUGUGUACCAAAAACACAUAUACGAGGAUAGACUCUGCUUUAAAAAUACACAUUGAUGGAAAAAAAUAUACACCAAAAAUCCAUCAUCUUAGAUAAAACGGCUUUGCAAAAAUCUGUAUAUUAGGCAAACUUGUGUAUUUGGAAAAAUAGUCUGAGGAAUUUUCGCAUGACCCUUAAAAAAAUCUGCGAACUCGUAUGAAAAUGUGGAGAAUCUAAUUUCUUAUUGGGAAACUUGGGGAAAGCGAAAUUGACAGAUUCAACAUUGCUUAAUCUCUCUACCCAAAAGUACACAAACCAAGCUUGACCCAUAUUUACAUUCCUGUAGUUUAAAUUCUUAGCCUAUUCUCAGUGGAUAGGUCACAACUCCUAUAGUUAUAGUGGUCUUCCAUCUCUGAGGCAGGAGAAGGCCGCUGGGGAACUGAUGAGCUGGCUUUCAAUGAUGUCUUGGCGAAGAGAAACUACAUGCAGCUGAGAGCUACCUUUGAAGCCUACAAACAUGUGAGUACCCUUGUUCUGUUGUGGCAACUGAUACGUCACCUGAAGCUCCAUGCUAGUGCUAGGUAAAGGUAAAGGGACCCCUGACCAUUAGGUCCAGUCGUGGCCAACUCUGGGGUUGCAGCACUCAUCUCACUUUAUUGGCCGAGGGAGCCGGUGUACAGCUUCUGGGUCAUGUGGCCAGCAGGACUAAGCCGCUUCUGGUGAACCAGAGCAGCGCACAGAAAUGCCGUUUACCUUCUCACCGGAGAAGUACCUAUUUAUCUACUUGCACUUUGACGUGUUUUUGAACUGCUAGGUUGGCAGGAGCAGGGACCGAGCAACGGGAGCUCACCCCGUCGUGGGGAUUAUAACUGCUGACUUUUUGAUGGGCAAGUCCUAGGCUCAGUGGUUUAACCCACAGCGCCACCCACUACCAGUGGGUAAAAUAUUGGUCAAGCGUCUAGCUUUAAAGUGCAAUUGCUAUCCUUGCAAUGAAGAAUCAGCACACUGAGCUGCUUUUCCGUAUGCCUGUUAAACUAUUGUGUUGGCUGGUGGCCAUGACCAAGGAGAACCUGGGUCUGAAGUCCAACCCGCAUCACCUUUGAGCAUUGAUCAUGUAAGCCAGGGUUUCCCCAAACUUGGGUAUCCAGUGGUUGUUGGACUCCAACUCCCUUCAUCCCUAGUCCUGCUAGCUAGGGGUGAUGAGAGUUGUAGCCCAACAACCACUGGAGACCCAAGUUUGGGACACCAAUGCAGGCUCAUGAAAGUUGGAAUCCAACAAUGUCUUGAGGGCCACAAAUUCCGUGAUGAAGACACAGCACUACCAAUGUGAAGAGAAGAGCCCAGCAUCUUGUUCUCACAGUGGGCAACUAGAUAUCUGCCGUAAACCCACAAGCGGGACCUCAGUACAGCAACACUCCCCCCAGUUGUGAUUCCUAGCAAUUGGUAUUCAGAGGCAUAUUAUGACUAGCAGCCUUGGAUUGCUGCAUCCGCUAUGAGACCUUUUACAGCUGCCCAAGUUGGUGGACAUCACUACCUCUUGUUGAAAAGUGCCAUACGUAGCUGAAUGGCAGAGCAAAUGCUUUGCACCAAGAAAAGUCCCAGGUUCGGUCCCUCGCAUCUCCAGGUAUGGCUGGGAAAAUUGAAAUAUUGAAAUUGAAUUGAAAUACUUUAUUGUCACUUGCACAACUUGUAUACAGUGAGAUUACAUGAGCACCCCCCACUCAGCUCUCUUAGUCUUAAUUCCCCUCGUUUACUGACGCACACCCACCAAACCCGAAAGUCAGUUGCCCUGUUGUUAUCUUUUCUUUCAGCAGCCUAACAGCCCAUGGAUAGAAGCUGUUCUUUACCCUGUUGGUGCGACUAAUCAUGCUUCUAUAUCUUCUGCCUGAGGGCAGGAGAUCAAGAAAGUGCCGGCCAGGGUGUGAAUCAUCCCUGAGAAUUUUCCUCACUCUCCUGAGGCAAUGUUCUUCCGCUAUUUCAUCCAGCGGAUUCACGGGACAGCCCAUAAUAUCUUGUGCUGUAUUCACCACCCUCCGUAGGAACUUCCUAUCAGCUGAUGUCAAACCAGUGUACCACACUGUGAUGCAGUAUGAAAGGACACUUUCUACUGCUGACCGGUAGAAGGAGGUCAUCAAAUGUUGAUUGACAUCAUUCUUUCGCAAUACUCUGAGGAAAUGGAGUCUCUGUUGGGCUUUAUUAACCACCUGGGUUGUAUUUAUUUUCCAAGUAAGGUCUUCACUGAGAUAAACUCCUAGGAAUUUAAAAGAAGAGACUCUCUCCACACAGUCCUCCCCGAUGUACAGCGGGGCUAGUUCUCCUCUCUUCCUCUGAAAGUCCAACACCAUCUCCUUUGUCUUGCUGAUAUUAAGGUGCAAGUUUUCCCCUAGGCACCAUGUAGAUAUUUUUUGGACCAGUCUGGAAUCCUGGAGAGCCCCUGUCAGUCAGUGUCCACGAGACUGAGCUAGAUGGAGCAAUGGUCUGACUCAAAACAAGGCUGCUUUCUCUGUAGUGGCAAAUUCCACAGUUAAAUCCUUCACUGUGCGAAGAAGGGCCAUUUCCACUUUGCUGAACGCUACUGUUGUAAACAAAAAUUGCCCUUUUCCCUUAUGGGGUAUCCAAGAGCCUGUAUAGAGUCCUUACAUAGGUUCCCUAUUGGUAGGAGAAGAUAACAGAGGCCAACCAGAGAAUAUUGAGAAGCAAAGCAGCUAGUAAGCUUGAUCUUUAUUGAUCUGUUGCAACAGGGUGCUCCCCUCACACGCAGGAAAGGAGGAGGAACCCUGAAAAAUGGCACGCAAGGCUUUUGAUAUUCCCACCCUGUAGAUCAAGACCACCCCCCAGAAACAUCAUACAUACAUCACAGAAGGGGUGUAACCUAAGACCACCCCUCAGAUACAUCAUACCUACAUCACAGAAAAGGCGGUCUUAAAGCAGAAAUUUGAAUAUUGUUUUUCUCCUGUUGUUGUUUAUCUCCUGUCUGGCAGGUUACUUGACUGGAUUGCCUGGGUAGCCUGGCUAGUCUUUUGUAAUGAUAAAUACUUAGUUCCUGGGCCAUGUCACAGGCUCACACCCUAUUCAUAUCUUAAAUGUGCCCUUAAGACAGGAUUUGUGAGGAAAGAGACAAUGGGGAGGUUUCCCACUUUGACCUUGCAGAGAAAACAUUUGCUCAGUUUAGGAAUCAAAAUGGUUCCAGGUUGGUCUUCCUGUGCUGAUCUAUGUACGUACUUGGUUGGUAUAUUUAUGAACAUUACCAUAUAUCUAAAACCAUAAAAUUCCUAUAACACUACUAAUAUACCACCACCAACAACAGUGGACAAUAAGGUCCCACCCAUUCAGCGGUGAAUCAAUCCUUAAUUUAUCCCAGGACAAGCAAGGGAGGGAGAGGAGAGAAAGGGAGGCAGGGAAACAAGAGAAUAAUAUGGGUCAUUUGUGUGGCAGUUAGUUCAGUUACCCACCUCCUUCGAGGAAGGCUGGGAUGAAAUGCAAUUUCAAAAAGUGUUGUUUUAACUAAACCCUAAGCCUAUUUAGAUUAAGUUUAAAGUUAUUUAAACACCUCGUUUGGCUUAAGCAAAUACAUUAGACUCUAAAAAUAAGGCUUGCCUCGAGCUCACAAGCUCUUUACCCCUGACUACUCGCUAAAGUUACCAACUGACUGGCCGAAGGUGGUCUGGCUUUUACACAAAAUAUCUUUUGUGCAAAAGCUAGGAUUCGGAGCCGGCUGCCAGGUUUUUGUUUUUAAUAGUUAAGGUGGAAUUUCGGUUCUAUUUAAGCAGAGCUUCAAAAUCGGUGACAGGGUUUAGGCCAGUAGCAAAGGGAGGAGAUUCUGACUAAACAUCAGGAAGAACUUUCUGGUGGUAAGAACUGUUCAACAGUGGAAUGGACAGCCUCAGGAGGUAGUGGACUCCAUUGGAAGUUUUAAAGCAGAGAUUAUCUGUGAUUCCUGCAUUUUGCAAGGGGUCGGUCUAGAUGACUCUCAGGAUCCCUUCCAACGCUGUGAUUCUAUGAUUUCAUAAUAAUAAUAUUAUUAUUAUUAUAAUUUAUUAUUUAUACCCCGCCCAUCUGGCUGAGUUUCCCCAGCCACUCUGGGCGGCUUCCAAUCGAGUGUUAAAAACAAUACAGCGUUAAAUAUUAAAAACUUCCCUAAACAGGGCUGCCUUCAGAUGUCUUUUAAAGAUAAGAUAGCUGCUUAUUUCCUUCACACCUGAAGGGAGGGCAUUCCACAGGGUAGGUGCCACUACCGAGAAGGCCCUCUGUCUGGUUCCCUGUAACCUCACUUCUCGCAAUGAGGGAACCGCCAGAAGGCCCUUGGCACUGGAUCUCAGUGUCCGGGCUGGAUCAUGGAGGUGGAGACGCUCCUUCAGGUAUACAGGACCAAGGUGUGUGCUUGAAUUCCAGAGUCCCUACACAUACUCUAAGCAGACAAGUUCUUCCUUUCCCCACCUUCCCACUGACAGCAUAUAUAUUUUUGUACCAGGCUAAAGGGGAAAGAGCAGGAACCCCUGCUUGCCCCCCCCCAAAAAAGCAGUGGCAAUGCCGCAUGGUAUCUCUGUACUAAACUCUGCGCUACAAAGAGCAGUUAUGAGAUUUCUUUGUUUAUUGCACCGUAGCUGACUGGCAAAGAUAUUGAAGAUGCCAUUAAGAGCGAAACUUCUGGAGACCUUGAGAAGGCCUAUCUAACUCUUGGUAAAAACAAAGGCUUUUUAAUAUAUAUUUUUUAAAUCAUCAUCUCUUGAAGUGACUCUAUUGGUUACACUGGAUGAAAUCAUGAGUGGGGAGGGGAUCAUAUUCUGGAACCCGAAGCCCUUCUGACGCAGCCCCUUCUAAAAUUAUAAUUUGCCUUUAUAGCACAAUUCAAACUUCAGAUCUCCCGGGAUGAGCGGAGUUUGGAAUAGGUGGGUCGGCUUGUCUCACCUGAGCCCAGCAGAUCUUGGGGAAGGGUCCUGGCUCAGCAGUUAAGCUAAGCAUUUGCUCUGCAUGCUGAGCCCAGUCUAAAACCCCAGAUAGCUGCUGCCUGUCCGUGUAGACAAUAUUGUUCUACAGUGGGUCAACAGUCUGAUUCAGUAUAAGGCAGCUUCCUAUGUCCCCAUGUAGCUCAACUUGACUGAACCAGGGCUCAACCAGUGGAAUGUAUGCCACUGUAACUCCCCCAGAAUCGGUGUUCCAGAGGGACAGGAGGGUCAAGGAGGACCCACACCUAUUCCAGGUGACCGAGGGCCCAAAACUCAGGCUGACACUCACCUGCCAGCUGCACCAACAGUAGCCCCUGCCCAGCAACUACUGCCUGAGGAAACUCAGACCAUCAUUUUCCCCUCUGCAUCUGAUUCAUUGGCUGCAUAUUUUCAUUCUCGAUGGCACCAUUGUGGGUCUUCAUGGAAUGUUUUUCUUUAGUAAGAUGUGCCAGGGACUGCCAAGCCUAUUUCGCCACUCGCCUGUAUGAGUCCAUGAAGGGCGCAGGAACCGACGAGGAGACCUUGAUUCGCAUCCUGGUGACGAGGGCUGAGGUAAGCCGUUUGGGGAUUCUUAAAUUCUUGUGUGAAUGUGUUAUCGUUGCAGUAAGUACCGCCUUUAAAAGUGACCGGAUAGAAAGAGGGGAGCACGGACAUCACUUGUGUAGCAUGCUUGUCACCCUAAUAAUAUGCAGUAGCUCUGCUAGCACCAGUGGCCUGAUGAUUUUCAGCUUGUGGUCACUUGAAGGUGGGCUUUUUCACUCAUGGACACAAGUGAAAUAUGAAAAUCCCCCAACAGUAUUGGCAUUCUGCCGGCUCACAAAGGCACACCUCUUUAGGCAACCAUUCCGCUGAACUUAAGCUUCCUGAUUUAAUUGUGCCAACAGUCUGCUACGUAAGUAGACCUAUGAAAACAUUGUUUUGACUUUAUGUUGAUGCUUUAAUUGGGGAGCCCCUAACACAUAAACUAAGGAGGCAGGCUUGUUUUGCUGUGUAUUUUAAUUGAUUUUGAUGGUGAUUUUAAAAUGCCUAGAAGCCUUUUAUUUUAUUUUAUUUUAUUUUAUUUUAUUUAUUUUAUAAAUAUCCUGCCUUUCCUCCCAAAAAGUGCCCAGGGCAGCAAUCAUAGCCAGAAUUUAAAAGCAAAAACAUUCUACAAUGGUUACAACUUUCUAAACACAUUUUUUUAAAAAACUGGGCAUGUAAGCAGUAAAUAAAUUAAUUUAAAAAUGAAUAAUAAGUAGGUUAUAUCAGUACAGAUUCAUGCCCACAGGGCACCUGGCAUAAGCAGUAAUCAGAAUGUAGUAAGCGAGCACAUUGGCAUCAAGGGGUAUGACUAAUGGGCACAAUUCCGCCCACCCUCUCACAUGUUCACUGAAUAUAUUGGGAAGUGGGUGUCCUUGCAGGUCUCCUGAUAGUCCACGCAGAAAUAUGAUUAAAGCCACCUACGAAAUUUGAAUAGGCCACUGCUCCUCUCCCCCUUUCCUUUUGGUGCUGUAAUUUCAGUCAUUUACAAAGGUAAGGUCUACCAACUUGGAAAAACGGCAGUUUUGCGGGCUUCCUUUCAAGCCGCCUCUCCCAGAAUACCUCACUCCACGGAAGGACCCCAUUUCCUUUGUCAGGGCGAGGGUUGCUCCUGCAUCAUUGGCAGUUGGGUUUUUUAUAGUUUGUUCCAAUCCUUGCCUAUAUAUGGACAGGGCUUGGGGUCCACAAGCAACAGCCAGAAAAGUUUAACUGGAGUGUGUCCUGGGAGAGCUCAUUUAUCUUCUCCUGCUAUUUCUCACCUAUGGCUCCAAAGAGUAUGCUCUGGCAUGUCAAGCUUUUGACCCCAGGGCUCCUAAUCUCUUCUCAUUUGCUUUCAAGAUUGACCUUCAGACAAUCAAGGAGAGGUUUCAGCAGAUGUACAGCAGGUCUCUGGCCGAAGCCAUCCGAUCCGAGACGUCGGGAGAUUUCAGGAAACUGCUGCUCUCCCUACUGCACUGAGACCUUGUUGAAAAGAGGGGUGCCGAAAUGAAUGGCGCAGAUAUAGAUAUAGAUAUAUGAAGAAGGAGUUUUUAAAUAGCUCUGGCAGAUUACUACUUCAAUUGUAGGUUUGUGUGGUUUUUUUAAUGAAGACAAUGAGCAGAAUUCUUUGCAAUGUUGGCCCUACCAUUGGACAGAGUCAAGAGGCAGCCUCGGGGGGCUGAUACAGAGUGUCAAUAAACAGCAACAUAAUGUUAGUAAUUGGA
Messenger RNA from Podarcis lilfordi (Lilford's wall lizard), 18567 nucleotides. NCBI's taxonomy places the organism in Eukaryota, Metazoa, Chordata, Lepidosauria, Squamata, Lacertidae. The record is from the annotation of a GenBank genome assembly.